Messenger RNA from Zymoseptoria tritici IPO323, 231 nucleotides. RefSeq lists its product as uncharacterized. The transcript has a single exon. The record is from RefSeq and is a predicted model, not a curated record. The coding region runs from base 1 to 231 and encodes 76 amino acids. Lineage: Eukaryota; Fungi; Ascomycota; Dothideomycetes; Mycosphaerellales; Mycosphaerellaceae.
AUGUAUGGAGCGGAGAGCGGACUGGACGAGUACACUCAUAGCUUUGCCCAAUCUGGAGUCCGCGAGGAGGUCGAAAAGGAAGCAGAUGCAGAAGCGGCCAAGACAUAUACAAACGGACGGCAUGUGUGGGUGCCGUUGGAGAGAGGGAGUAGAUCGCGAGGAUGCGAGGGAUCGAAGAACGGUUUUAGCGAGCAAGGCCAGGACAGCAUGCGCCGAGUGAGGUGUGGUUGA